Camelina sativa (false flax) is the source of this 486-nucleotide messenger RNA. Lineage: Eukaryota; Viridiplantae; Streptophyta; Magnoliopsida; Brassicales; Brassicaceae. The record is from RefSeq and is a predicted model, not a curated record.
UUCUCCGUGGUCGAACUCAAGCGCUUCCGAAGCAUAUGCAAAUCAUGGCGCUCCUCCGUUCCCGGCGACUACGCUCACUUCCCGAACCGCCCUCUUUUCUACGUCAACCAAGUCCCAGAAAUCUCUCUCUCCCAAUGGUUCAGCCUUGUCAAAAUAUUUCUCUCACGUGCAGCCUUUUUCCGUGUCACCCUCUCCUCUUCCCCGAGCCAGGGCUGGCUUAUCAAAUCCGACGCGGACAUCAACUCCGGGAAAAUCUGUCUCCUCGAACCACUCUCGCGCCAUCCGAUGACACAUUCGCUCACGAGUGUUGAUCUUUCGGAUUUCACUAUGUCAGAGAUUCAAGAAUCAUUUGCGCUUAAGACGAGAGGAUUCAUAAGAGUGGUGCUUGUCAAAUAUAAGAAAGGAGAAGCUUAUCAUAAUCGGAUUCUUGGACUCGACCAUUACGGGGAGAUCAAGCACAGGCCAUGGGAUAGAAAUAAGUGGAGA